AUGGUUCAAUCAUUCCUCCUCUCAUUGCUGGAAAUCAGUUCAGCAGGACGUGGCAGGAAGAAGAAACAGCAUGCAGGAAUGUUCAACAUCUCCCAGAUGAAGAAUAGGCCCAUGAUCCUGAUUGGUGCCACGCCCACGGCCUCGCUGCUGCCCCGCCCCCCCAUUCCUAGUCUCCAUGGCAGCGAGGCGGCCACCAUGCUCCCCUUUUCCCACCCGACAAGUUCGGCUUUCCUCACUACACCACCCUCCCCUGGACUGUACCACUCCGCUCACGGGGGUGACCUCCACAGCACGGACGCAGAGUGCCUUUCAGGCAGAGGAGCACAACACUCGCAAAUCUCGGACACCCCCCCGAAUCGGGGGACCCUCCGGCAGUCCCGUCCGGCUGCCGAAAUUUGUUUUUCUCUUCCUGGGACCGCUGACGCCCCCCGGAAAGGGAGGGAAGUCUCGGCAGAGACUGCGAGAGGAGGAUGCUGGGAUGUCAGACUGAGAGUCUCCGAAGCCGGGCCAGAAUCACGCACAAUCGGACCAAGCCCUGCGGGGCGUAUGAAGAACGACUCCGCACAGGGUAUCGACCUUAAAACGAGCCCCUCCUUAAAUGGGUGGGGUGUGGGAGGGCCUUACGUACGCACACUGCUACUGAAGAACUCCAUACAUCGCCCCCUGCUGGCCUGUGGCGUGAGGCGCAGCCACAGCCGGACCUUCGACAACCCGCCCGCCUCCGAUUCCCAGCAGCCCCGGCUGCACGAGGUGACAUCGGUGGGGUCAGGUGACCUGGCGGAUCGGCUGACCCACACCGACGCCCGGGGCAAGGCCGCCAUGGUGGACGUCGGCGGGAAGCCGGCGACGCGGCGGACGGCGGUCGCCACCGCCACGGUCCUGCUGCCCGCGAAGGCCUUCGGCCUGGUCCGGGAGAACCAGCUGGCCAAGGGCGACGCGCUGGGCGUGGCUCGCAUCGCCGGCAUCAUGGCCGCCAAGCAGACCAGCGCCCUGAUCCCGCUGUGCCACCCGCUGCCGCUGGACAAGGUGGCGGUCUCCGUGGAGCUGGUGGAGGCCCGGCGGGCGGCCGUCGUCACGGCGACCUGCCAGACCACCGCGCGCACCGGGGUGGAGAUGGAGGCGCUGACGGCCGCCGCGCUGGCCGCCCUCACGCUGUACGACAUGUGCAAGGCCGUCAGCCGUGACAUCACCAUCACCGACGUCCGGCUCGUCAGCAAGACCGGGGGGCAGAGGGGGGACUACCACCGGGACGAUUGAGUCCAACGCCCCCAAUUCAACCAUCGCACCCCCACAAUUCAGCCAUCCCACACAAAUUAUUAAACCAUCGUACCCCACAAUUCAAUCGUCACAACCCCAACAAUUCAAUCAUUGUAACCCAACGAAUUCAACCAUCACAUCCCCCAAUUCAAUCACCGUACCCCACAUUUCAACCUUCCCUUGAACAAACAUACUCUCCUCGGUUUUACAUCUCACUCGCUCCCCCAAACUGCCCCCCCUUACCUCUCCAUCGCAUCUGGUCAGUCACUCCCCCCUCCAAAACCAGCAGUCUUGACCCCCCAUCGUUCAUUCAUCUAACCCUUCUUACGGCCUUAUUCCAACAUGUCACCCCAUGAUCUCCACAGUUCCAGCAUUUCAUCACCCUAAAAGAAACCUCCAACAUCUCAACAGCUCAUCCAAUAGCUGAACCAUCUCAUCACAUUGGGGGGAGAGGAAGAAAGAGGGAGUGAGGGAGGGAGGGAGGGGGAGGGAGAGGGAGGCUGAAUGGACCGUGCUCCAGAGCUUACAUCAGUAUUGGGUGCUUAAGCUUGUUCAUUUUCUGUAUGUCAUUUUUAUCACUUAUCAUUUUAUGUUUCUCUCAUAUCGUAGCUCAUGUGUGCUUGAGCGUAGCUCAGGCGCUAAUCCACUGUGUCAAAGCUACUUGUGACUAUGCAGAAUUGUACACUACCAUAGAGCUUACCAUAGAAUUUACCACAGAGUGCUGCUAGGAUCAUUCCAUGAGACUCCUGUACGGAAAUGGACUGAGAAAGACCCUCAUAGGACAAGGUUCUCGCAGUGCUGAUGGCUUUGUGUUAGCAACACUGCAUAUACGGACUGCUAAUCGGUGUGCUGGGAAAGGCCUGGGAGUUGAUGGAAAGGAUUCCAACGAUUCCUCGGAAAAUCCAGAGAUCCGCUUUCCUCGCCGUCUCAGAGGGCUGUCCGGUAAAUUACUUGUUAAAGUCCUCCAACAAGCUAUGCCAGAAUGCCCCUCUUCUGGUUUCCCUGUGUGCACUGGAGACGAGAGGUCCUCACAAGUCUGAGUUAUGUCAGAGACCCAAGUCAGGGGUGGCCAAUCCCAGCCCUGGAUGGUCUCAUGACGUUCUGGUUUUUAUGGUUGCUUGUCACGUAAUUGGCCAGUUAAAGCAGUCGAUGGUUCUUGGGUCAACUGCUUGCUGAUAUUAAUGUGAAAAGAAAUAAAAAAAACAGCAAUCUUUCUGGCUCUCUCGGACCAGGGUUGGCCAUCCCCUCUCUAUGGUCCACUGGCUCACAGUGACAAAGACUUUAACAGAAGCUACCUUCAUAAAAAAAAAAUAACCCACAAUUCACCAGGCAGGCAGCAGGCGACAGCUCACAACCUUUUCAGCAGUUACAGUGUACAGAGACCCCAGUACCCACAGAUAUAGUACACACACAUAUCACCGCACAAAGACUCCGGCGUUGUAUAUUAGUCUGCAUGCUAACUGGUGAUUGUGGAAUAAGAUGUGCCUCUAAUGUCCUGUCCUCAGUGGUUAACCCAGGGUAUAGUGCCUGUCAGCAGGUGUGUGUGUGUGUGUGUGUGUGUGUGUCAUAUACAUGCUGAACUUACCCGGACUGUUCUUCUUUUGGUUCAAGGGUCUGCGCCCCUGGUCCUGGAGAGUCACGGGGUGCGCUGGUUACUGUGGUUACUGAGCACUUAAUCGGUCAAUUAAAGCAGCUGGUUACCCUGGUAACCCGCCUCGCCUGGUUUUCUUGGGUCGGGUUGCUGAUUUUUUAGGUGAGAUCAAAAAACCAGGAGACUCUGAGACCUUCCAGGCCACGGAUUGGGGACCCUCUGAUUUACCUGCUUUUUCUGAACAACCUUUAAUACAAGUUUAACUGAACUUGUGACUGUUAUGAAUUAAUAUGAAUGUGCAUAUUUUUUUUUGGGGGGGGGGAUUCAUGGAUGGUAUGUAUUCAAUGAGAUCUCUAGUUGUUGAAUGAGGUGUGCUUUGUUAGGGUUGGAGUGGAAACCUACAGGGUGGUAGAUAUCCAGGAACAGGGCUGGUCAGCCCUGCUGUAGUACGGGCACUGAACACACUCAACCAUCCCAAAACAAAUCUCAGAGACCUGACAAUCACCUAAUCUGCAUAAUCUGACUUUCAUUCCCUUUUUUUCUGAUAUGCGGCUGGAUGCUUUUAUAAUUCAUGUGAUAUUCGGAUUUAGUGCGACUGAAAAUCAGAUUUCUAUGUGUCGGGAGUGGGCAUGUUGUCUGAAACUGUUACAUUUUUUGGUAAAGGAAAAACCGUUUUUUGAAACCCGUUUGAAAGAAAAAGUGAGCACUUGGUUCAGCACUUAAGAUGUUCUCAUAGCAAGUGCAUUAUUGUCUGCCGCUGCCGUUGCCAGUGGAAUAUUAAUUGGAUAAAGCUUCUGUCAGACAUUCAGAGCCAUAGCUGAGGGGGAUUUUGGAGAUAAAAUAUGCAGAAGGUUAUCGCAAAGAAUCCAAAACCCACCCCCUCACCCUGAAAUACAGACACACACAUGAGAUCCUAACAAGAAAAGAGGAAAACAUUCACACACAUUCAUGUGCACUCCCUUGUGCAUUCUCUCUCUUUCCCUCUCUUUUUUUUUGGUUCUUUUUUAUUAUCAUUAUUAUUUUUGUUUUUUGAAUCUUUAUUCUUGUGUAAUGAAUUGACAAUGAUGUUCUAAUAAGGGGGCAUCAAAGUCUCUCUCUCUCUCUCUCUCUCUCUCUCUCUCUCUCUCUCUCUCACACACACACACACACACACAUACACACGCGCACGCACACAGUCAUUCAAAAAACACUCACAUUUUACAUGAUAUGCCACUAUAUUCCUGGACACCGAAAGGUGCCAUUUUGUUUCUUCCCCUCCCUUUUGCCUGGACCUAAUUAUCAAAAGUCACAAUUUCUCCUGUACUUCCAUGUAACUUGAAGAUGCAAAUAUGCCAAAUGAAUGUAAUGAUAACACAAUGGUGACAAUUAGGUCCAUGUAAUGAAUAAUGAAACUUUAAUCGUGUUACCCUUUCAAAGUCUUAUUUAAAUGCUUGUCAUGCUUGUAAGAGGUGUGCUAUUGGUUUAAUUUUUCCCUGUAAUCGGUGAUGUCAGUUCUAAAACCUGUGGUGACCACCCAGCAGUAUGUUCAAUGUACAAAGCUAUAUUUUUACAUUGGUACUGUAGAUAAUAAAACACUUACAUGACA
Molecule: messenger RNA, 4433 nt
Organism: Anguilla rostrata (American eel)
Lineage: Eukaryota; Metazoa; Chordata; Actinopteri; Anguilliformes; Anguillidae
Product: molybdenum cofactor biosynthesis protein 1-like
Exons: 4
Coding region: 1-1257 (418 amino acids)
Biological process (GO): Mo-molybdopterin cofactor biosynthetic process
Source: RefSeq, a predicted model, not a curated record